AUGAAAGAAGUCCGACAAGAAUUAACUAAGGAAUAUUAUGCUAAUAAUCCCCAGUUUGAGGAAGAAUUUGUGAAAGACUUAGUGGAAGAUGCCGUAUUUGCCCGCGGAGAAACCAAAGUUCUCUCUGUAAUAACUAUUGGCAAAACCAGCGAAAAACAAUUAGUUGAUAGCAUUUUUAAUCGUUCCUACAAGCAUUUUAUCCACCACUACAAUUUUCCCUCCUUUGCGGUUAAUGAAAUUGCUAGUCAUCGGACGGUUUCUCGACGCGAAAUCGGCCAUGGUGAAUUAGCAGGAAAAACUUUUGAUUAUCUAAUUCCCUCUCCUACUUCAUUUCCCUACACAGUUCGUGCCGUUUCCGAAGUUCUUUCUUCGGAUGGUUCUUCUUCUCAGGCCUCGAUUUGUGCCACCUCUUUAUCCCUCAUGACCGCCGGAGUACCACUAAUUAGGCCAGCCGCCGGAAUCGCCUUGGGCCUGUUUGAAGGCCAGAUUUAUAGCGAUAUUAAUGGCUUGGAGGAUAAAUUAGGGGAAAUGGACUUUAAAAUUGCUGGUACCGAAAAGGGCAUUUGUUCUGUACAGUUAGAUGUCAAAAACCAAGGAAUUAGUCAGGAAUUAAUAAAAACUAGUCUCGCAAAGGCUCGCCAAGCCCGAAUCUAUUUAUUAGAAGAAAUGAAAAAGCAUAUUCUUCACCCCCGCCCUAAUUUGCCAAUCCAAGUUAUUAAAUGCCGCCGCUUUGCGGUGGAAAAAGAAAAAAUAGGCUUAGUUAUUGGUCCGCGCGGAAAAACUAUUAAUCAAUUGACUGAGGAAACUGGUUCAACCAUUGAAGUUCAGCCAGACGGCUUUAUCCUUAUCUAUCACCAAGAAGAAGAUAAAUUAGAACAAACCUAUCGUGCGAUUAAAGAGAUAAUUAAAAGUGGUUUUUAA
This is a messenger RNA of Paraglomus brasilianum, 921 nucleotides long. Lineage: Eukaryota; Fungi; Glomeromycota; Glomeromycetes; Paraglomerales; Paraglomeraceae. The record is from the annotation of a GenBank genome assembly.